Caenorhabditis auriculariae is the source of this 3910-nucleotide messenger RNA. Lineage: Eukaryota; Metazoa; Nematoda; Chromadorea; Rhabditida; Rhabditidae. The record is from the annotation of a GenBank genome assembly.
AUGGUCAAGACGUUCUUCUUUGUGGUUUUUCUGGCUGUUCCGAUUUCGGGCCUCAAUUUUCUAGUCUAUUCUCCGCUUUUUGCUCACAGCCAUACGGUCUACUUGGCUACUCUUGCUGAUACUUUGACCAAUGCUGGACAUAAUGUGGUAAGAAAACUUUCUACCAAAAACGAGCAAAAAAAACUAUCCUAUUAAGAAAUUUGAAAAAAAUUUUUUUACUUCUUUUUUUCAUGCUCUAUCGGGACCGGGAAAAAGUUUUUUUCAAAAUGAAGUAUCUUCUCCCACUCAAAAAAAAAACGUAUCAAACAAACUGAUAUUUUUUGUACGAUUUCCGAAAAUGUCGCAAUUCCAAAAACAUAUGAUGUAAGUUCAAAUAAUUUUCAGACUUUCUUUGCACCUCUUAUCCAUUCCAAGUUACGAGCCAAGCUGUGCGUGAAAUCUACAAAAGAUGUCAUUCUCGUCGAGGUUUUUAUUUUUUUUUUGGAAAGGAAAAUGUAUUCACCGCUUUUGUGAAGCCUGAUUGCAAAAUCUCAACUUUCCCAUAUAUCAGUCAAGAAGAAACCUUUAAAAAAAUUCCAGAAAUCUGUUGCGAAAAAGAUAUAACUUGUACUACGAACGUUAAUAAAUUCUCAAACCGUACUUUUUUUCUUUUCUUGUUAGAUCGAAACAUUAUCAAUUCCAGAACGAUGACUACAUGGAAAAUGUUCAAAAGAACAUUGAUGCCGUUGAUUUCGGCCGUCUCUGGGUCGAUCCGAACGGCGCGAGAAUGCUUUUGGGGGUACAAACGGUAUUUUUACUUAAAUCAAAAAAUUUCAGCUCGCGGAACACUUUCAAAAAAUGUUUCUCCGGAGCUGCAAACGUUUGUUUCCGAACAGGAUUGAAAAAAAAAUUCUUUUCAAUUUCAGUUCAACUGGAAAACAAAAUAGUGAUGGAAUCAUUGCGCUCGAAAAAAUUUGACGUGAUCAUUAUGGAGCCUCUAACAACUUGUGCUGUUGGUGAGCGCAUAGAAAAGGUAUUUAGGAAAAAAGACCUUUUAGGAAUAAAGAAAUACCUGAACAUUCCAACGAUGCUACUCGCGGUUCCUUUGACGCACAUGGAACUGGUUUCCUACUACUUGGGCGAACCCAUCGCCCCGAGUUACGUACCCGGAAAGUACUCGGCUUUUUCUCAUGGGACUGAAAUAUUUCAGGCGUUUAUUCGGACCAACGAAGCGAGAUGAACUUGAUACAAAGGAUGAAGAAUACGGUGUCCAUUUUCUUGGGCAUACAAUUGGUCAAAGGAAAGAUGGACGAAGAGCAACAGCUGGCCAGUCAACUAACUGGAUUGAAAGUCCCUGGUCUUGUGGUUAGUUCAAUUCCAGAACUAUUCAAAAGAAAAAGAACGAACGCGAAAAUAUUCAGAGCUUUAAAAUUUGAUUUUCAGGAUGUUUUAGCGAGAAUUGCAAAAAAAGUUUGCUCUAAUAAUAAUAAUGGAGGUUUGAAAAUACAUUUUGAAACAAACAACUUGGUCAAGAAGAAAAUGCGUUCGACAGAGAAGUGGAAAAAAAUUCAAAAUUUCGAUUUAAAAAAGAAGACUCUCAGAAGUUGGUGACCAAAAGAGAAAACUUAUUUUAAAAAAUGAGAAAACUUUUCAACCAGAAAAAUUUUGCGCGUCACCGUGUAGUAUUGCGUCGUUCUGCAGCUUCAGGAAAUUUAAUUCGGAAAUAAAAUAAAAUCUCUUUUUGGGAAAAAAACAAUUUUUUUGAAAUUGUGUUUCUUUUUUCCUCGCUACAUUUUCAUGAUAUUUAUAGGACGUGAUACACGAGUCGCCGUUCGUUUUCACUAAUUCCAACCCUUUAAUCGACUACCCACGGCCGAUAAUCCACAAAACAGUAGCUAUCGGUGGAAUUACUGUCGACGUUGAAGAAAUUCGCACCCGCAAGCUCGACCAGGUUUUUCUUUCGAGAAAAAAUUUGUUUUAAUUUGUUUGAUCGUGAAACACAGAAAUCCCAGCGCUUGAUUUACUUUCUUUUUUAGUAUUCACUCAAUAAAAGUAAUUUCUAGAAAUGGGAUGCAAUUCUAAACCUUCGACCUAAAAAUGUCCUCGUAUCUUUUGGGUCAAUGGCAAAGUCGGUUCUGAUGCCGCCUUCUCACAAGUUAGACUUUCAUUUUUUUUUUUUUCAAUGACCGCUCUUAGAAAAGCUAUAAUCGAGACGUUCCUCGAAUUUCCUGACGUUACCUUUAUCUGGAAGUAUGAAAGCGACGACAUCGAGUUUUCCUCCUCUGCAACGAACGUCCAUUUCACAAAAUGGGUACCUCAAGUCGAACUAUUGGGUUUUUUUUUAUUGAGAAAACAAAAAAACCAUAAAAGGAAAAUUUCCAGCGGACUCCAGGUUGACAGCUUUCGUGACUCAUGGAGGCGUUGGUAGCACAACUGAAUUUGCUCAUUUGGGAAAACCAGCCGUCAUGGUUCGUUUUCAAACUGAUUUUGGGAACUUUAGACUUGCAUGGCUAAAUAUGAUUAAUUUAUUCUUGUCUUCAUAACAUUUUUUUAUUAAUUCUAAAAUGAAAAAAAAUAAUAAGAAGGUGUAGAACGACGCCGACCAAUUUUUUUAUUCUGAAAAUGUACUUUCUGUUUUGCCUUAAAAAAGACAAAGAAAUAAGGUUUUUUUAAGCUUAUUCAAAGGUUGAAACGGAUAACUGAACGAACUAAAACUCACGAAAUGACCAUAAAAUACACACUAGUUGGCGAAGUUCUACGGAGGCCAUGAAAAGGUAAAAAAAAUUUCCCGCUUUCAUCCAUAAAUGAUAAAUGACCUAAUAUUGCUCCCUAAAUUCUCAUCAAUCUGGAUGGAAGACUCUUAAAGAAAGUUCUGUUUAUGGAAAACUCUCUUUUGACUUUUAAAAUCAGUUUUGAGUCAUUUACCAUUUUUGGAUGAACCACGGUAAAUCCAUUCACCAUUUUCUUAAAUACGGCUUUGAAUUUUAAUUUGCUCCCAUUUCUCAGAGCUUUCCAGGUUCCUGUGUUCGGAGACCAGCCGCGCAACUCCUACAGCAUGGAACGACACUCGAAUGUGGUCGUCGUGCGAAAGUUUGAGCUGGCCGAUAAGAGCGUCUUAAUCGACGCCAUCGGUCGGGUCAUUAACGAUAAAACGUAGGAAAAGCUGAUCUUUGAAUGAAAGUGGGCUUCAUCAGAUACACGGAAAACGCCUUGAAGCUGGCCGAAAUGUUGGAGAAACAGCCGAAUCGGCCCAAAGACUCUUUCGUUCGACAUGCUGUUUUUGCGGCAACGUUGGUUCAUGGAACAGUUUUUAUAUCGUGUUCAAUGUGAUUCCGCGAAAUUUGAAAUAGCCGUCAGGAAGAGAUAACUAAAUUUUGGAGAGUCAGAGAUUAUUUUAAAUUUCGCAGAAAUUACGCGGAACACGGCAUUAGCAAUAUAUAGUCCGUUCAGAUUUUGAAUGUCAAGUCGAAUGACGUCAUUCGAAAACGAUCUGUGGAUGGCUCGCUCUCUAAUUGGUUUAUCGCGCCAAAAGGGGCGGAGCUUGAGCGAGUACUUGACAUUUGAAAUCUGAACAUAUAGAAGGCACUUUGAAAAAAAAUAGCAUUUUUUUCAUGUUUUGAAACCGUCUGGUAUGUCUGUGCUCUAUUUUCUCUUUUAACAGAAAAAAGUGGUAGUAGUUUUUUUUUUUAGUUUUCGAGAGAAAAAAUGCUUCUAGUUAAGAAGUAUAAAGCGUAUUAUUCGUUACAUUUUUAACGAGUUUUAAACUUAGCCGUUUUUUCAUGUUUUCAUUAUUUGAAGAAGUUCUCUCUUCAGAUUUGGAAACAUGAAAAGCUUGGAUCCUUACGGCAGACAAUUGAACUUCCUGCAAUAUUUCCUUAUCGAUAUUCUGCUUAUCGUUGUCAUCACCACCGGCGGCUCUCUUUUCUUGUAA